GAGAGCCUGUGCCAAGUCCCGCCAUUAGCACCGCUGGUGCUGUUUGUUGGGGAGGGCAAAGGGGUGUAGUGUCCCAGAUGCGGGUCAAAGGGUCCCAAAGAUCUUUCCCAAGAAAUCUGUCCUUCCUGGUGCACAGCUUCCCAAGGAGAGAGCUGAGACCAGACCAGGGAGGCCUCUCAUUUCUCUGGAGGGUGAGUGGAAAUCAGGCCCUUACUGUUCACCUGAACCCCAAAACUUUGGAGCCCUACACUUUGACUUCUGACUUAGUUUACAUACAGGAUUGGUUUUCAGGGACCAGUUCCCAAAAAGGCCAAGGUGAGGUCUGUUCCCUUGAAAGUGACACACACAUCACCACCACCACCACUCUGCCUUGCUGCCUUUCUUAUCAGGGAAGACAGCCAAUCAGACCAGGGCAGACAGGAGCCCUCCAAGGAGCCCUCCAAGGCUCAUAGCCCAUGAGGCAGAAGAGGGAGAAGAGGCCUGAGGCCCAGGGUGGACACCAGCCAGCCAUGGCCGCAGCUGAGACUGCCUUACCCUCCAUCAGUACACUGACCACCCUGGGCCAGCUCCUGGACCCCCAAGAGGACUUCCUCAAGUGGUGGCACCCUGACGAGACGCAGGAUUUGGGCCCGGGUCCCCCGGAUCUCAUGGGGCCAUCCCUUCACGUGAGUGUGAAAUCGCAGGCCCCUCUCGGACAGGACGAGGACGAUGAGCGGGAUGUGACCUGUGCCUGGGAUCCGGAUCUUUUCCUUACCAACUUCCCAGGUCCCGAGCUGCCAGCCACUCCCCGAACCUGUGCUCUGGUGCCCAGUGGGAGCCCGGUGGCACAGUACGCGCCGCCCGAGGCCCUGGGCGUCUAUGCAGGUGGCUCUGGGUUGGUGGCCGGGUCUUUAGGCUCUGAAGAGCACUCGGGCUGGGCGCACUCCGCCCCGCGAACCCCAGCCCCUGAGCCCUUCGUGGCCCCUGACCUGGCCCCGGGAUCCGCGCUCAAGGUGCAGCCAGCAUUCUCUGAUUCGCGAGCGGGCUCCGCCGGCGGUUUCUUCCCGCGGGCUGGGCUCGCGGUGCCCGCGGCCCCCAGCGCCCCCUAUGGGCUGCUGUCAGGGUACCCCACCCUGUACCCCGCGCCGCAGUACCAAGGGCAUUUUCAGCUCUUUCGCGGGCUCACGGCGCCGUCUGCCGGCCCCGCCGCGCCCCCUUCCUUCCUGAAUUGUCUGGGACCCGGUGCGGUGGGCACAGAACUGGGGGCCACAGCGCUCGCGGGAGACGCAGGCUUGUCCCCGGGAGCCGCACCGCCCAAGCGCAGCCGGAGAGUUUUGGCACGAAAGAGGCAAGCGGCACACACCUGCGGGCACCCGGGCUGCGGAAAGAGCUACACCAAGAGCUCGCAUCUGAAGGCGCACCUGCGCACGCACACAGGAGAGAAACCUUAUGCCUGCUCCUGGGAUGGCUGCGGCUGGAGGUUUGCUCGCUCUGACGAGCUGACGCGCCACUACCGGAAACACACUGGCCAGCGACCCUUCUGCUGCGGACUCUGCCCACGUGCUUUUUCGCGCUCUGACCACCUUGCUUUGCACAUGAAGCGCCACCUCUGAGCUCCGAUCCUGCACAGGGACUGGGAAUGAAAUAAGAGUGGAUCCAAGGAUUGUCUUCCAAAGGAUGGGCCAUUUUUGGACAUAUAGCCCUACAGACCUACCCAGAUCAAGAACUGACCCAAAGGAGCCCUUAACAGGAUCCUCCCACUUCCUCAGGGAGCCACACAAAAACAUCGCCCUACAGAUCCAGCAAGACAGACUACCAAAUAAAUCAACUCAGAUGGACCCUUAGACGUGUGCGGGAGUGACCCUGAGCCUUGGAGGUGGAGUGGGGUGAGACUUCCCAGGGUCUAGAAGGGGCCUUCACACUA
Molecule: messenger RNA, 1903 nt
Organism: Peromyscus eremicus (cactus mouse)
Lineage: Eukaryota; Metazoa; Chordata; Mammalia; Rodentia; Cricetidae
Gene: Klf1
Product: KLF transcription factor 1
Exons: 3
Coding region: 456-1592 (378 amino acids)
Biological process (GO): regulation of transcription by RNA polymerase II
Molecular function (GO): DNA-binding transcription factor activity, RNA polymerase II-specific; RNA polymerase II cis-regulatory region sequence-specific DNA binding
Source: RefSeq, a predicted model, not a curated record